AUGUGUUUAUUGCCCAGUAGCACCAAACCAACGAUUCAGUGUGUCUCCCUGAAUGGCGUUCUUUUCCGUCGCAAUUUGUCGACUCCUCACGGACCUGAAAGUGAAAGUAACCAAGACCAGGGGCAGAGUGGCAUUGGAUCAGCAGUUCCAUCGUCUGCUGGCUCAAGUGGCUCAUUGAAAGUCCCAGUCAAUUCACCUAAUGAAUCAAGAUUUCCGUGUAACUCCAAUCCAUAUAACCCAGAAGUUGUGGACUCGUUACUCCUAGAAGUGAAAAAUGACAUGCCAUUACCUGACAUGCCCGAUCCAUUCGCAAAGGAUUACAAAAAAUGUUUUUUGUGUAGGCAGGAUAUUCAGCUUGAUCACAAAAAUGUGCGAUUGCUUAGUCAGUUUGUGUCCCCAUAUACUGGUCGUAUUUAUGGCAGAGCCAUAACUGGCCUGUGUAUUCCUAUGCAAAAGCAAGUGGCAAAGUACAUCAAGCGUGCAAGGAUGUCAGGGUUUAUGCCUUUUAUUUUCAAAGACCCAAGAUAUUUGAAAGAUCCUCAGCCAUAUGACCCGAUGAUGAAGAAGUGA
Molecule: messenger RNA, 570 nt
Organism: Aplysia californica (California sea hare)
Lineage: Eukaryota; Metazoa; Mollusca; Gastropoda; Aplysiida; Aplysiidae
Exons: 1
Coding region: 1-570 (189 amino acids)
Biological process (GO): mitochondrial translation
Cellular component (GO): mitochondrial small ribosomal subunit; ribosome
Molecular function (GO): small ribosomal subunit rRNA binding; structural constituent of ribosome
Source: RefSeq, a predicted model, not a curated record